This is a messenger RNA of Owenia fusiformis, 2522 nucleotides long. The record is from the annotation of a GenBank genome assembly. Lineage: Eukaryota; Metazoa; Annelida; Polychaeta; Sabellida; Oweniidae.
AAUUAUUGUAUCUCUGUGCGUUUUAUUGUUUAACUAAUUGAUAAUGUUAGUUAUUUGAAUUUUAUUACUUUUUGGUAUAGCAGAUAUAAAACUAAUUGAUGGAACAAUGUUACAUGCAUUAGCUUAAAGCACUGACAAUGAAAGAUGCUGUAUCUGUAUACAAUAACUAUAUAACUGAUGAUUGAACCUGAUGAUUGAACGAUUUAUCUAUUUAUCGUUGCACACAACUCUCAGGAUAUAGUUGGACAAUAUGCAAGCUCAGAACUAUAGCGUUUUUAUCCUAAUGCUUUUGCUCUUGCCUUUUACACAUGGAUUAUCACAGAAUCGGGUAGCAAGGCGAGUAAAGAUGUUGCUAGAAUCAGGAAAUGAAUUGACGUUUGAUGAUUUAAAUGACAUGCGGUCUGUUCAAAAACGCAUAGUCAAGAGACAAGCAGAUAACAACGUUAAUGAUAUAGACUUACAUUCAGAGCCAUGGUGUUCUACGCUAGCUGAUAGGUUGCAGGACUACAGUGAUAAAAAGAAGGACAAUUCUAAUAUGAUAAGCAAAGCAUCUUGGAGCUGGCAGAUGAAAACAUAUAAUAUGGCUGAUAUAUUAGGGGCUAUUGCAGGGAAUAAGAAUUUUACAAAAUGGCAGAACAAGUUCCUUAAUGAGAUAAGAAACUGUACGUGCGAAAAAGAAGUAACUCCAGACAUAUGUAGGCAAAGGGAAUUAAUACUAGAAUCAACCAAUUUGAAACCCCAGAAUGAAACCUUAAACAGUGAAUUGAAUGAUCUUACAACUGCGAUGCAAGCUGCUUAUGAUGGCGGCAAAGUGGAUGUUAGCGGAAAAAAUCUAGAUUUUGAUGAUUUGAUCGAUGUUAUGGGAAGGUCCAGAGAUUAUGAUGAACUUGCAAGAAUUUGGAAAGACUGGCGAGAUCAGACCGGGAGGCAAAUGAGGGAUAUUUUUCCACGAACAGUUGAACUCUUAAAUAUUGCAGCAAGAGAAGCAGACUACAGUGAUUAUGGUGAAUUUGCGAGAAAGACGUACAAGGACGGAGAUCCUGAUUAUGAUGUAGUUGAACGAGUGGACGCGCUCUACGGAGACAUAUGCUACCUUUAUAAACUCCUUCAUUUAUAUGCCAAAUUUAAACUAAAAGCAAAAUAUGGAAACAAAUAUAAAGAUGAAGAUUUUAGGAAUGAUUGUAUACCCGCUCAUAUAUUAGGAGAAAUGUACGGACUCCAUUGGACUAAUAUCUAUGAUAUAUUGAAGAUUUCACCAGACAUAACUGGAGCAGAUGUGACAGAACAUCUUCAGGAGAACAAUUUUACGGCUAUCAAGAUGGCCCGAUUGGCUGAAGAAUUUUUUGUUCGCUUAGGAUUUGACAACAUGACGGAACAAUUUUGGAACCAUUCAGUAUUUAAAAGACCUACACAUAUAAACGUAUCAUCUUCAUUUUGUCAUGCAUCAGCUACUAAUCUGUUUAAAGAUGAUUACAGGCUUAGAAUGUGUACAAAUGUCAAUUCCAAUGAUCUGUUUACCAUUUACCACGAAAUGGGUCACAUUGCUUACUUCGCAGCCUAUAAGGAUCAGCCAUAUAUUUACUCCGAGGGGGCUAAUCCAGGAUUCCACGAGGCUGUUGGAGACACAAUGUCUUUGCUUAGCAGUAACCCAAAGAUGCUUAACUACUCUGGGUUUCUUGGAGGAAAAUGGAAAUUGCAAAAUGAAACAAGUAAAGCGUGGAAAGAGUUAAACAUAAACUACCUUUUGUUUGAGGCUUUGAGGAGAGUUGUAUUUUUACCAUAUGCCUAUACCGUGGAAAAAUACAUGUGGGAUGUCUACUCAGGAAAAAUAGAACCGAAAGAUUAUAAUCGGGCUUGGGUAGAUUAUAGAAUGAAGUAUCAGGGUGUGUGUCCUCCAGUCGUUCGCUCCGAGAAAGAUUGGGACGCGGGUGCUAAAAUACACGUCGCUUCUAUGUCACCAUAUAUCAGGUAUUUCUUUGCAACCAUACUGGAAUUUCAAUUCUUGGAUGCGAUCUGUGUGGGUAAUGGGCCUCUACACAAGUGCAAUCCAUUUGGCAAGAAGGUGAACAGAAUUAACAGAACUAUGGAAAGAUUCAGGAAUAUGUUAAGUCUUGGUAGACAGAAACCGUGGCGAGAAGCUUUGAAAUCAUUACGAAAUGCUAAGCGAUCAAAGAAUGAACCCUUACCAGAUUUUAAUGCAACACAAUUAACAGAAUUCUUUGAACCUCUUCAAGCUGAAUUGGAGACCAUUCUGACGAUGAACAAUAUCGUGACUAAAAUAGAUUUGGAAGGAUUAAAGAAUAACUGUCGCGGCUGGGAUACGACUUACGUAAUGGAUACAUACUUUGAGGGCAAUUAAAAAUCGAUCUCAGGAAAUCGUAUGAUCUUUGGCAGGGCAAAUCUUCGAAACAUUCUUUCCAUCAAUACGCUUUCAGUGGAUGCGCGUUUAUUCAUUAACUAGUUGAAUCACUGAAGAUCACAAUAUGUUGACAAAGAAUAUAGAAUUACAAGAAGACAAUUUA